AUCGCCGCCGAAAGAUGGCGUCAAACUCCGCUUCAAAAUCGCCGCCUGAAACAUCGCAAACCGAGAGGCUCGACUCGGCAUAGAAGGAGAACAUAAAAAAAGCAAAAGAAAAAGAUGUCGGAUUCGACCACGUUAUAAAUCGAUAGAUAAAUCCGCGUGCAUGAGGAUCACAGCAACGGCAGAGGAACAUGCUAGUGAAGUGCGUCGCUGUCGAGAAGAACUGGCACGAGACACCGCUACCACUAUCGAUAUCCGCGCAGGCCAUCACGUCAGUAUCGAUACCCGCGUCAGCUGCUGUGUCGCAUAACUAUUCCUGAGGGAGGGACUGGGUUGGAGUCGACGAUUGUAGCAGUCGAUGACGCCGAUGACGGUGUAUCAUUGCUGACCGCGCGAUCGCAAAAUAUAACCUCUUCACGCGUAAAAUGCUCCAGUUCUCAGCAGUCUACCCACAAGCACCGCUGUUUGGAGAAACCUGAUCCUCGCCAGGAUCGCACACCGUUCUUCGCCGUUGCCGCUCGUUCAACGCCGUUUUCCACGAUCAUCACCGACAGCUCUCAUCAUGAAAGUAAUCGUGAAGAAGCUACAGGGAAAGGAAUGCGUCGUUGACAUAUUGCCAUCAGAGACGGUGUUGGAGUUAAAGCAUAAAGUCAGCGAUCUCUUAGGUAUCGACGUGCCACAACAAAGAUUAUUGCUUACUGGCAAAACGUUAGCGGAUGAGAAUCCUCUAAGUUUCUAUCCGGGAAUCAAGGAUGGCAGUAAGUUAAAUUUAUUGGUGAUAGGCAAGAAAGCGGACGAAGGUUCCAGUGAGGCGAAGCCGCCCCAGCAGAGAUCUGGCACUCACAUACUCAGAGACGAGAUUUCUCGAGUGCUGAGGCAUUACUACACGGUAUCCGAGACGGAGUCCAUAGUCAACGAGCUGAUAAAGGACUUGAAAAACAAAGUGAAUAAUCUUAGUUACGACGAUUUAGAGAGACUAGCCACCGCGUUACUCCAGGACCAAGAGAACAUAGCUUAAGGAACACUUCAGAUUUUUCCAGUUCUGCUUAACGAUUGAUCAUUGUAAUACGUGUUUAUUUAAUUGAAGCGUUGCUAAACGUUGCCUUAUAUAUAUCAUACCAUUGCGCCACCCUCCCCCCCUAAUAAGUAAUCGGCACAUCGUGCGUCCAAGUCGUGCGGACCGGACACGGUUUGAGAAAUUUCGUAUACCGCUCUACACUUGGAAAUAAAGGUUUAAAGUAAUUUAGUUUAUUGUAUUUGCUAUACAGAAAGAGAUGCACGUGUCACAUCGUGCCAUAAGGAUGUGUCGUAUUGGAUGUGCGUUAACGGAUGAUAAACUGUUAAGGAUCGGCCAGAUCCAACUCGUGGAAGUAUCUGGCCACCAGGCAGAUAAAUAAAUUCAGCGCCCCUAGCUCCCUCGCGCUCAGUUCUCUCUGAAAAAAAAAGAAAAGGAGGAGAAUAGCGUUAGCAAAUUCUGACAUAAACUUUUUGUAGAUACCAACGAGACACGAUGAGCUAGUUUAAGCGUAGAAGAAAAGUUCAGUCCGUUAUUUUCUCAACCUUUUGUAAUCCGACGAAGAUGCGUGUGUUUCUAAUGUCGCCCGAAACCUUUUUCUAACUCGCCGAGGACAAGAUUGCAACAGCGUAAAUAGAGUAAACAACAGGAAGUUAUGCAAUAAAAAUGUUUUGUUAAUAGAAA
Messenger RNA from Ooceraea biroi (clonal raider ant), 1696 nucleotides. Its product is annotated as ubiquitin-like protein 4A. Gene Ontology annotation, molecular function: protein-folding chaperone binding. The record is from RefSeq and is a predicted model, not a curated record. Lineage: Eukaryota; Metazoa; Arthropoda; Insecta; Hymenoptera; Formicidae. Gene Ontology annotation, biological process: tail-anchored membrane protein insertion into ER membrane; post-translational protein targeting to endoplasmic reticulum membrane. Gene Ontology annotation, cellular component: BAT3 complex.